UUUCGAUUUCGAUGCGUCUUAACAACUAGAUCAGCUGAAACAUAUCCAGGAGGCGCGUCUUCCCAAGAUAUGAAAAAAAUUAAGCGUCAAGCGAACCGUUGUUUUUAACGAGUUUGUAACUGAGUCAUAGCAUCACAAACAACACUGUUUCAUCUACCUAAGAGCGAAUCAUUCACGUUUUGAAUGACGUAGUGCUAGUAUUUGUCAGUGUAGCUGGUAGUAGCCAACUAGCCAGUGCUUGGCUGCAGUGAUGUGGCCUGUUCCGUUUCACGGCGGGAGAGGGAGGAUGAACAAGUCCAGCUAAUUCAUCAAGACGACCGCUGGUCUCAUUUUUGUUGCUGGCGAGGAAUAUUUUCAGUUUUUCUAAUGUCUGUCUAAAUUGAAAGUGGAAGAGAAGACGCAUCAAACGAUCAACAACAAUGAGCGGACUGGCAAGAUGUACCUGAAAAAAUCUAAAAGCGUCGGUGCCUCUUCUCCUUUGAAUGGAAUCGGCAAACAGGACUGGGAUUCCCGGCGGAAGAGGAAGAUGGGCGAGAUCGCGCAGGCGCUCAGCGUGACCCCCGUGGACGUGGCGGCCCUGCGCAGGAUGGCCAUCAGCGAGGGCGGCCUGCUGACCGACGAGAUCCGCUGCCAGGUGUGGCCCAAGCUGCUCAACAUGAACACUGACAACCUGCCCGAGAAGCCAGCAGCGGACUUGAGGGAGAACCAUAAGGAUUACCACCAGGUGCUGCUGGAUGUGCGUCGAUCUCUCCGGAGGUUUCCGCCAGGGAUGCCUGAUGACCAGAGGGAGGGUCUCCAGGAGGAACUGAUUGACAUCAUCCUGCACGUGCUCGACCGCAACCCCCAGCUGCACUAUUACCAGGGUUACCAUGACAUCGUGGUCACCUUCCUCCUCGUCCUGGGGGAGCGCCUGGCCACCGUCCUGGUGGAGAAGCUCUCCACCCACCAUCUCAGGGAUUUUAUGGACCCCACCAUGGACAACACCAAGCACAUUUUAAACUAUCUGAUGCCCAUCAUCGAGCGGGUCAACCCUGAGGUGCACGACUUCAUGCAGCAGGCAGAGGUGGGCACCAUCUUCGCCCUCAGCUGGCUCAUCACCUGGUUCGGCCACGUGCUGUCAGAUUUCCGGCACGUGGUGCGGUUGUAUGACUUCUUCCUGGCGUGCCACCCGCUGAUGCCCAUCUACUUCGCUGCCGUGAUCGUGCUCCACAGGGAGGAGGAGGUGCUGGAGUGCGAGUGCGACAUGGCCUCCGUGCACCACCUCCUGUCCCAGAUCCCCCAGGACCUGCCGUACGAGACGCUCAUCAGCCGCGCCGGCGACCUCUUCGUCCAGUUCCCCCCCUCUGAGAUGGCCAGAGAGGCCGCCCAGCAGAACAGCCAACAGACGGCGGCCUCCACCUUCAAGGACUUCGAGCUGGCGUCGGCGCAGCAGAAGCCGGACUCUGUGCUGCGGCGCAGGCGGAGGGAGCGGGCGGCGGCGGCGCAGGCCCAGGCGCAGGCCCAGACGCAGGCCCAGGACAUGGCGGUGGCGAGGCCGCGGGCCAGGCGCCUGGUCCGGCUGGCCGUCAUGGGGCUGACCGUGGCCCUGGGGGCCGCCGCCCUCGCCGUGGUCAACACCGCCCUGGAGUGGGCCCCCAAACUGGACCUGCAUCUCUUCCCGUGAACCCCCCACCACUCCCGGACACUGCCCCAGACGCUCAGCUAGCCGGGGGAAGAGAAGAGGGAGAGGUGGCGGGGCAUGUGCGCACACACGCUCAUUAUUUAUACGUGUACACGUGAGCGGAGUACGAAAGGACGUGUGUGACACGCUCGCAGUGCUGAACAGUCCAGCUGAAUGAGUUCAAACGAAAGGCCAGGAAGCUCUCCCCCACCCCUCCGCCCCCCAGUGCCGUCAUCGCUAGCCAGUGCAGCUGCCAACGUUGCUUUCUGACUAAUGGUGUGUGUGCCUGUCGGAGUUGCUGAAUAGAAGCCUAGCGCGCGUGUGUGUGUGUGCGUGCGUGUAUGUGAGCGUGCAUUAAUCCCGGCAUGCACUGAAAACCGUAGUUUCCCUCCUCAGUCUUAUCGUAAAAGGGACUCGACGGGACAGGACUGCGGCCCCUUCGUUUGGGACGUUAGCCACCCCACACACCCCCAAAUUAAAUUAGGCCUUGGCCUGCACUUCAUCCGUGACCACCCGGCCUUCAAAGCGACCACAACGUCACUUUUCACUUUUAUAACGGCCACGACGUCCUUACUCCAGGUUCUGAGUACUGUACCGAGACCAAAAAGGCUCGAUGUGAUCCCCUAGCUUUGUGUAUUUAUCACGCAAUGUAUAUUUUAUCAAUGCCGGUCAUUUAUUUUUCUGAUCAGGUUUGAUUUUUAUCAUAAUUAUGAUAGGACUGUUGUGCAUUUCCAUUCAGCUAUCACGCACUCACACGGUUAUUGGCAUCUGUGGCGAUUCGGCUGACCCGGGCGUCCGCCUCUCCUUCGGACUGAGUUUGUCGGGCUCCUUUCUCGGCGCGCCACUCUGCGUAAGCGAGCCACUUCCUGCCUCUCAGUUCUCCGCGUCCGUCGUCGGCGGUGACGCCCUGGCGAGCCGCGCGAGUCCUGCCGGUUCGUUGCGGCUUUGUCAGCUGUGUGAGGCGCCGCUGGCGCGCUCCCUCUUUAAGAAAGCCUGGAUCCAGAACGUUCUCCAGGCCCCUGCUGUGCUUACCUCUGAGAGGGCGCCGCGCGUCUUCCGUAAGGAACGUUCCGUUCGGCUGGAGCACAAGGGGGGGGGGAACUCACAGGAAGGGGAAGCGGCGUGGCUAAAUCCUCCGGCAAGAAUCGACCCAUUUAACCCUUUGAGGAGUAGGUUUUUUUUGGAAUGCUUUUUUCAAAAUUCCAAGAACGUGUUCUAGAACUCCAUUGCUUUCUGUUACCGGCAGUGAUUGUGACAUCAGCAUUAGAAUGUUCAGUUAAGGACAUUCUAAUCAUGAUGCUACACCAGACCUGGGUCAAAUACGUAUUUGUUUUGGAUUCAAAUGCUUUUCUGUGCUUUACGGAUCUUGCCUGACAAGAUCAAUACGUCACAGAAAAGUAUUUGAAUCCAAAACAAAUACGUAUUUGACCUGGGUCUGUGUUACACCAUAAAGGGUUAAAAGCUGUCACAUUGCCCUGGAGCCCAUCUUUCAGGAAGCAGCACUUGGCCGUACUCAUAGCUGCUUGGGUCAUUUCAGUCUGUGUAUCCCCACCCUUCCCAUGGACAGCACUCAUUUACCCAAGGUUGCUAAGCAGUGCACGUCCUUGGAAACAAUCGUUUAUUUUAUGCCAAAUGGAAGCCUGGAACGAACCUGAAGGACGAAUGUCGCCCACCCCCCUCCAUGACGGACACGUUCGCUCGUUUUAUUUUUGCACUAGGUGGAUAGUGGAAGGACGAUCACUGUAAAUCUAAUCAUUGAUCUGGUUAUGUGGAUUUCAGUUAUGUUUCUGUCACGAAAAAAACAUUAAAACCAACUAAAAUAAACUGCUAAGCAAUGAAA
This is a messenger RNA of Anguilla rostrata (American eel), 3500 nucleotides long. RefSeq names its product TBC1 domain family, member 20 (gene tbc1d20). Gene Ontology annotation, cellular component: endoplasmic reticulum membrane. NCBI's taxonomy places the organism in Eukaryota, Metazoa, Chordata, Actinopteri, Anguilliformes, Anguillidae. The transcript has 8 exons. Bases 437 to 1663 code for a protein of 408 amino acids. Gene Ontology annotation, biological process: positive regulation of GTPase activity; endoplasmic reticulum to Golgi vesicle-mediated transport. The record is from RefSeq and is a predicted model, not a curated record. Gene Ontology annotation, molecular function: GTPase activator activity.